AUGGAGGGUCCAGGGAUCCACCUUGCCCUGUGGCUUCUAACAUUUACCAUGCUCCUGCCGAUGCUUUCUAGUGAGGUAGCGUUUCCUCCCGGAAUCAAAAGACAACUCUGUGAAAGCGGGCAUCUUGGAGUAAUAUGCAACCAGCCGGUCAAGAGAGGCACCUGCCAGUACAAGUUCUACAGAUACUACUUCAACCCAGAAACGGCCUUAUGUGAGCCCUUCAUCUUCACUGGCUGUGGGGGCAACAGAAACAACUUUAAAUCCAAAUACCUCUGUGAAGUCCGCUGCAUUGACGUAGAGGUAAGCAAGCUCUUGGUGCCUCACUCCACCUUUACAGAUACUACGUGGUUGGAAUCAACAUUUUACAGGCAACUCUAG
This is a messenger RNA of Apodemus sylvaticus (European woodmouse), 378 nucleotides long. Its product is annotated as kunitz-type serine protease inhibitor textilinin-2-like. Bases 1 to 378 code for a protein of 125 amino acids. The record is from RefSeq and is a predicted model, not a curated record. NCBI's taxonomy places the organism in Eukaryota, Metazoa, Chordata, Mammalia, Rodentia, Muridae. Gene Ontology annotation, molecular function: serine-type endopeptidase inhibitor activity. The transcript is spliced from 2 exons.